CGUAAGAAAGGGAUAGUAUUUCUGAUAUAAAUUUCCUAGAAACUUCAAGAUUAUUUUUAGAAACAAAUUGCAUUUGAAGUUUCGCCAUGUCUUUCUAAUUUCUUCAAAUAUAUAUUUUUUUUCAAACCCAAAAUAAGAUUUAUGUAUGAUGAAUAAUUACUUAGAAUAAAGCAAUUUGACAUCUAUCCACUUGUCGAGUUGGAGGUAAUUCAAUAAUCACAAAAACGACUUAAGAACAUACUCAUUGAAGAUAUCUAGUGCUGGUUUCUCAAAAACAUAAAUAAAUUAAUAGUAUGUUAAUUAUGUUGAGUAUCUCAAAUUUAUGAAAAUCCCCUUCGAAGUAUCUAAUAUCAUGAAUUUGAAAUAUAUAUUGUUAAAUACUAUUAUGCUACGUAAUUUACACAUAUAUUUAAGUUGAGAACUCUAUGUGAAGAACACUUCAUUGGACAUUGUCUAAAGAAGUACAAAGAAAGUACCAGUUAAUUUUUAUAAAGUUUAUAAUGGACAGAAAUAUUAAAAGAAAUCUCUCAUACGUUUAUAUAUUCGCCACUUCCCCCGCAAUUCCUCUAAACAAUCUUCUCCCUCUUUCUCAACUACAGGCUCUUUCAUGGAUAGUUGCCUCUCUAAUCAAGCGUCUCUCUCGUUUCUCUCGACUCGUUCGAGGAGACAGAGAGGCGAUAGAAGCGGCUUUGUACUUCCUGAGAUGCGCAAGGUCCAGUAUAGACCGAUGGUCAUGGUUGCCACGGCGGGACAGAACAGCUACUGGCCUGGAAGCAGCCUUAACGCGCCGCUUAAACCCCGAACGUCGCAGGGGAGGUUUCUGAUACGCCUGUUGCUAAACAAGCGGCACCUCUUUCACUAUGCUGCUGCUGAUGAGCUCAGGUUACUGGCAGAUAACCGUGAAGCUGCUUUAGCUCGUAUGUCUCUCAGCUCUGGUUCCGAUGAAGCUUCUCUCCACAGAAGGAUAGCUCAGCUCAUGGAACGUUACUGCAAAACAGCAGUCCAAGACAUAAUGUACAUGUUAAUACUCUACAAAUACUCUGAGAUAGGAGUCUCUCUCGCUCCAAAGCUCUCUAGAUGCAUCCACAAUGGAAGACUCGAGACAUGGCCUAAGAAAGACCGGGAGCUGGAGUCAAUCCACAGCUGCGAUGCCCUUGAGCUCAUCAAAGAACACGUAAACGCAGUCAUCGGAUUACGUGUCAACUCAUGCUUGAAUGAGAAAACACAGAUACAGAAACUACAUCUCACGAAGGUAUACGUUGCCUCGAUCUUGUGUGGUUACUUCUUGAAAUCUGCUUCCCUCAGACACCAACUCGAGUGUUCCUUACCGGAUCUGCACGGAAGCGGAUAUGUGAACGGUCCUAUCUUAGUAUCCACCAAGGAGCAUCUGAGACAUUACAUCACAGGGUUCGACCCCGAGACAAUGCAGAGAUGUGCCAAACCAAGGACAGUGGAAGCAAGGAGUCUGAUAAAGAAGCAAUGUUUGGCUCUUUUUGGCAUGGAGGAUAGCGAUGAGACCAUUCUGACAUCGUAUUUGAGUCUGAAGCGGUUGGUUUUGGAAGCUGUGGCGUUUGGGACGUUUUUGUGGGAUACUGAGUUGUAUGUAGAUGGUGCAUAUAAGCUCACUGAGAAUGCAGAAGAACAAGAAAAUAGAAGUAUAUGAACCAAAAAGAAAAGAGAAUCUUCAUGAUCCUUUGGUUGGUGCCAAUCUCUUGAGGCAAUUCUUUAGUGUAUACUGUAUAGCCGAAUAAAAAUGUGGUGGUUUAGGCAACAAUGGCUGGAAUUGACUAGUUAUUCUCAAAAAUAUAUGUUGAACAAAAAAAUAGCUAUGGGUGGAAUGAAAACAGGGGAUGAUCAAGGAAAUUAAAUAAAAACUAAAUUAUUAAUGGGUUUAUGAAUUCUACUUUUCAUUCAUCCAUGCAAAUUUAGAAUCUGGAACAUUUUUUUUUCUUAUAAAUCAUUUGUUUUUCACUUCAUUCCAAAAUGAAAUAUAUGAUAUUUAUUAAAUUCACUGUGAAUUAUCAACAUUAAUAAAAAAACACACAAUUGGACCUUAACUUGGUGUAUUGUGUGAUAUUAUCAAAUUUGGACACUUAUAUUAACUAUACACCUUAAUAUAUUGACAAGGAACUUAUUAUUCAAAUGGACGGUUCCUCUUUAUUUUAUAAAUUUAAGACUAAAAUCAAAAUUAUACACAUGUAAUAAAAUUAAAAAUGAAGUUUUUCAUAAUUACUUUCAUCUAAUUUUAAAUGUUUAAUUAAUAAAAAUUAAAUAAAUUAUAUAAAACUUAAAAUAUAUAAAUUAUGGAUGCAACUAUAAUUUCUACUAGAUAAAAUUUUGCAAACAAAAAUAAUCCAGCCGAAAAUAUAUUAGGCCAAAUCUAUGAUUGUUGUUCUAUCUAGUGCUUUAUACGAAUACAACUAUACUAG
Brassica napus (rape) is the source of this 2429-nucleotide messenger RNA. Its product is annotated as UV-B-induced protein At3g17800, chloroplastic-like. The record is from RefSeq and is a predicted model, not a curated record. Lineage: Eukaryota; Viridiplantae; Streptophyta; Magnoliopsida; Brassicales; Brassicaceae. The coding region runs from base 608 to 1663 and encodes 351 amino acids. The transcript has 2 exons.